Messenger RNA from Tuber melanosporum (Perigord truffle), 491 nucleotides. RefSeq lists its product as uncharacterized. NCBI's taxonomy places the organism in Eukaryota, Fungi, Ascomycota, Pezizomycetes, Pezizales, Tuberaceae. The transcript has a single exon. The coding region runs from base 1 to 189 and encodes 62 amino acids. The record is from RefSeq and is a predicted model, not a curated record.
AUGGUUCGAAUUUCUCACCGCCAGACUGCUAGCUCUGUGGCACAGCCCUGCAUUACCCCUAGUGGUCCCACCGCCCCGCAGCUCAAUCAACUGAACCGAUUACAGAUAGUGAAAAUUUCGGCGGAAGGUUUAAAAGGCCAACAAGCUGAAUUUGUACGAGACACCAUGUGGCCUUUUCUUCAACACUAAAAUUCCGCCAUUACCCCACAAUACUCGACCAUGGGACAGAUCCGUAUCGCUCCCCUGGAAUCCUUGCCGUGAACUCUCUCCGAUAGCGAGCCAGCGGGAACCCUCCACUAUCGGAAUUAAUUCUUUUCGUUCACGGAAGAGGUCUAAUGCCAAUAUGGGAGCGUCUUCGAGGAGUCGCUAUCGGAGAUGCGUUUUCGGUUGAGGUUUUUGGCGGAGUGAUACGAGUUUGGCUUCAAGGACUCAGAUAUUGGCGGGAGGGGAAUUUGAAAGAAGGGGAGGAAAGAAAUGGUCGACAACUUCCG